Molecule: messenger RNA, 1934 nt
Organism: Rattus norvegicus (Norway rat)
Lineage: Eukaryota; Metazoa; Chordata; Mammalia; Rodentia; Muridae
Gene: Stbd1
Product: starch binding domain 1
Exons: 2
Coding region: 57-1058 (333 amino acids)
Biological process (GO): substrate localization to autophagosome; lysosomal transport; glycogen catabolic process
Cellular component (GO): membrane; T-tubule; phagophore assembly site membrane
Molecular function (GO): carbohydrate binding; cargo receptor activity; polysaccharide binding
Source: RefSeq, marked provisional
UGCGGGGUGAGUUGAGCCGUGCACCGGGACUCUUAUUCUCCCGCAGCCUCUCAGCCAUGGGCGCCGUCUGGUCAGCCCUGCUGGUCGGCGGGGGUCUGGCCGGAGCGCUCAUCCUGUGGCUGUUGCGGGGUGACUCUGGGGCCCCGGGGAAAGACGGGGGUGCGGAGCCGCUGAAAGACGCACCUCCAGGGGAGGCUGCGGCCCCGGGAGGCGGUCCGGGUGGUGGUGGCAGUGGCGGCCUGAGCCCUGAACCUUCCGAUCGGGAGCUGGUCUCCAAAGCAGAGCAUCUUCGAGAGAGCAAUGGACAUUUGAUUUCUGAGAGCAAAGAUCUUGGUAACCUGACGGAAGCACAGAGACUGCAGAAUGUUGGCAAUGCCAGAGAAUAUGUUCCUGUGGGAAAGGUCCCAGAUACACACUCCAGAGCUAACUCUGAAACGUCAAGAAAUCAAAGCCCAGAAUCUCGUGUAGGCGAAUGGAGACUCCCCAAAGGACACGAAACAGCUGUUAAAGUAGCGGGCAGUGUGGCUGAGAAGCUGCCCUCCAGCAGCCCGCUCAUGGACAGAGCUGAAGCAGCCAGCCUUGCACAGUCGGCAGGCCACGAGGACUGGGAAGUGGUGUCUAGGCACUCGUCUUGGGGGAGUGUUGGUUUGGGUGGCAGUCUUGAGGCUUCUAGGUUAAGUCUAAAUCAGGGAAUGGACGAGAGCAGAAACAGUCUUGUGGGAGGGGGCUGGGAGGUAGAUGGGAAGGUGGUGUCUGUGAAACCUCGGCAGGUCAGCAUCCAGUUCAAGGUGCACUACAGCACAAGCACUGACGUGCAGUUCAUUGCAGUAACUGGAGACCACGAGAGUCUCGGGGGAUGGAACACAUACAUCCCACUCCACUACUGCAAGGAUGGGCUCUGGUCUCAUUCCGUCUUCCUGCCUGCGGACACAGUGGUAGAGUGGAAGUUUGUGUUGGUAGAGAAUAAGGAAGUUACUCGCUGGGAAGAAUGCAGCAAUAGACGCCUACAGACUGGCCAUGAGGAUAAAGUGGUUCAUGGGUGGUGGGGGAUUCACUGACUCGGCUUUCAGAGCAUCCAAGAGGCUGCAGCAGAACUCGGAAGAGGCUAAGGCUGUAGAGCACAGCGUAGUUUAAAGGCGGUGUUAUUCUAAUUGUAGCCAUCACGGUUCCUUCAGAUUUGCUAGUGUGGCUUUUGUCCAAAAUGUAGGAAGAUGUAUGCAUGCAGAUAAUGCUUCCUGUAGGCUGGCAGUUGUCCCUUGUUGUAUCGACUGGCUUGUGCUGACACAUCAUGACUUGAGGGAUCGAGCAUCCUGGGUAGUUGCUUUGGCUAUGCCUGAGGUGUGGACUACAUAUGGGCAAGGAGAAACUAACCAACUGCAAGGGUAAAAGGCAGCCCUUAGGAGCUCUUAGACUAGGAAGAUUACAAACCUCAUCAUACACAGCUAAAGCAACACUGUUUACACUGAUGAUGGCAUCAUAGGGAACUGUGACCAGUAAGUGAAACUCCGAGGCUCCCCGUUAGUCUCUUUUUAACUGCUGAGGAGAGGUGGGACAUAGCAGCUGUGUCUGUCUUAGUGGUUGGCAGCCCUGUUGAGAGUUGGGCAUCCAAGAAGCAGAGCCUGAGGGAUUGGGGUGUGAGAUGCUGAGGCUUGAAGGGUAUAGUUCUUUAGGAGCGAGAGUAGCAGGGCCAAGUCUGAGGCACCCCUCCCUUACCCACAGUGCCCCGGUCAGACGGUCUUUGCCCACUGCCCUGCCCCACUCGAGGUCUCAGCAAAUGGACUGCCCCAGAGACCUUUUCCAUCUGUUAACUCUUCACUCUCCUGACUAAAUACCUAUAUAGGACCAUGGUACAGAAGAUUGUCUGUGCUCGGAGAAGAAAUAGUUAAGCUUUAAGUUAUGACUGAAUAAAUAAAUCCCAAGUUUUACUAUCUUUA